AAUCCCCCAAACUGGAAUCAGCACAGGUGUCUGUCCUUGGCCAUGUGAAGGGUUAAACACUGUGGUCUACUCAUCCCACAGGAAGACACUCAGUCAUACAAAGGAGCCAGCUACUGAUCCGUGUUUGGAUGAAUGAAUCUCCAGGGAAGUAUGCUGAGUGAGAAAGAGCCAACCCCCAGAGACCAUAUGAUGCCAUCACCCAGAACCGAGCCCGGCCAGAGAAAGCUGGCUUUCAGAAAACACUGAACAAAUGCGGUGCACGAAGGAGUAAUGGUUCUCCACGAGACCGUGUGAGCAAAGGGUCAGGAGCAGCCCCCACGGGGCCCUGCAAUGCUCCUGACCCACAGGGGGUGUGCCCCCUGGUCCCCACCCCACCCUGGGGAGGCUGCUGGGAUUAUCCCGUGUGGACACACCUGCCUCUUCCAGGACCCCUGCCCCGAGGCUUGCUCGGCCACACCUUGCCAUAUCCCUUCUGCCAGCGGACUUAGAGUCACAGGGCAGGGGCGGGGUCAGGGUGGCCACCGGGGACAAUGGGAGGGACAUGGAGACUUUUACAGCCAGGGACAAAGUCCUGCCCCGACUAAAGGCCCGCUGGCUGGUACGGCAGCUGGUACCCUAGCUCUGGCCCCGCCGGGGUCCCAGCCUGCCGCAGUCCUGGCUUUGCCGCGCCCCUGCCAUCCCACAGCCAUGCAGGGGGCCCGGGUGCUGCUGCUGCUGCUGCUGCUGGGCCUGAGGCCACGGCUGGCCCUUGGCAUCAUCCCAGCUGAGGAGGAGGACCCAGCCUUCUGGAACCGCCAGGCGGCCCAGGCCCUGGACGCCGCUAAGAAGCUGCAGCCCAUCCAGACAGCUGCUAAGAACCUCAUUCUCUUUUUGGGGGAUGGGAUGGGGGUGCCCACAGUGACGGCCACUCGGAUCCUCAAAGGGCAAAUUAAUGACAAUCUGGGACCUGAGACACCCCUGGCCAUGGACCAAUUUCCAUACCUGGCUCUGUCCAAGACCUACAACGUGGACAGACAGGUGCCAGAUAGCGCAGGCACAGCCACGGCCUACCUGUGCGGGGUCAAGGCCAACUACCAGACCAUUGGUGUGAGCGCGGCCGCCCGCUUUAACCAGUGCAACACGACACGUGGCAAUGAGGUCAUCUCCGUGAUGAACCGGGCCAAGAAAGCAGGGAAGUCUGUGGGGGUGGUGACCACCACGAGAGUGCAGCAUGCCUCGCCAGCCGGCACCUACGCACACGUAGUAAACCGCAACUGGUACUCGGACGCCAACAUGCCUGCCAAGGCGCUGGAGGACGGAUGCCAGGACAUCGCCCAGCAGCUCAUCUCCAACAUGGAAAUUGAUGUGAUCCUGGGCGGAGGCCGAAAGUACAUGUUUCCCAAGGGGACUCCGGAUCCUGAGUAUCCAACUGACGCCAAACAGAACGGAAUCCGGUUGGACGGGCGGAACCUGGUGCAGGAAUGGCAGGCCAAGUACCAGGGUGCCCGGUAUGUGUGGAAUCGCACGGCGCUCAUUCAGGCAUCCCAGGACGCCUCUGUGACACACCUCAUGGGCCUCUUUGAGCCAGGAGACACCAAAUAUGAUGUCCACCGAGACGGAAUCCAGGACCCAUCCCUGAUGGAGAUGACAGAGGCGGCCCUGAGGCUGCUGAGCAGGAACCCCAAGGGCUUCUACCUCUUUGUGGAAGGAGGCCGCAUCGACCACGGUCAUCACGACGGCACAGCUUACCUGGCCCUGACGGAGGCCGUCAUGUUCGAUUCCGCCAUUGACAAGGCGGGCCAGCUCACGAGCGAGAGGGACACACUGACCCUGGUCACCGCCGACCACUCUCACGUGUUCUCCUUCGGGGGCUACACCCUGCGAGGGAGCUCCGUUUUCGGGCUGGCCCCCAGCAUGGCCAAAGACAACAAGACCUACACCUCCAUCCUGUAUGGCAACGGCCCCGGCUUCGCGCUCAGCGGGGUCCCCCGGCCCAACGUCUCCGACGCCGAGAGCAGGGACCCCGCAUACAAGCCGCAGGCCGCGGUGCCCCUGGACUCCGAGACCCACGGCGGCGAGGACGUGGCGGUGUUCGCGCGCGGCCCGCAGGCGCACCUGGUGCACGGCGUGCAGGAGCAGAGCUUCGUGGCGCACGUCAUGGCCUUCGCCGCCUGCCUCGAGCCCUACGCUGACUGCAACCUGCAGCCCUCGGCCGCGCCCACCCCCACCCCGCAGCUGAUGCUGCAGCUGCUGACCGGGGCGCUGCUGCUCGCGCUGCUGGCGUAG
Molecule: messenger RNA, 2265 nt
Organism: Canis lupus familiaris (dog)
Lineage: Eukaryota; Metazoa; Chordata; Mammalia; Carnivora; Canidae
Gene: ALPI
Product: alkaline phosphatase, intestinal
Exons: 13
Coding region: 331-2265 (644 amino acids)
Biological process (GO): dephosphorylation
Cellular component (GO): plasma membrane
Molecular function (GO): alkaline phosphatase activity
Source: RefSeq, a predicted model, not a curated record